CAGGCAUUAACAUCUUCCAUCCAAGUCUGUUGCCAGAGUAUGAUCAGAGAUUGGGAGAGAGGCUGUCCAAAGGCUGGAACGCAGAGGUCUGGACAUCCAGGGACCAGAGAAAGGGACACUGCAGAGGAAAAGCCAACCAGUAAUGGAAAGUCAGUCACAGUCCUUAGUGAUAGCUGUUACUGCUUAUCUCAAGCUUCCCGGAGUAGCCUAGAAGAUCUGUGUCCUGCGUCACCACUGCGAAUAUGGAAAACAUUCAACCAAUCAGAUCCACGCAUUGCCCUAGGAAAAUACUCCCCCUUGGAGAAAGAGAUCUUGCGUCUAGGUGGAGCUCAUACCGUAGCCACAAGGAGGCUGCUGGCUUCCAAACAAGAAGAAGAACGGAAGAAGGUGAGGGAACUGCGGAAACCACAUCCAGACUACAAACAGGCAAUAGAAUGUAAGAAACAGCUCUCCCCUCCUUGUGUCGUGUGUGAACCUAUAAGAAAAAUCUGGACAGCACGAGUAAUUGUGCCUGCUGAGGAGUUCAAGAUGCCCCAGCGGGAGAAGACCAACAUCAGCAAGCAUGUAGAGAGGGUGCGGCUGGCCCAAGCCCUGGGAAAGAAGAAGGUUUCAUCCUGUGUUGAAAGACUCAAGAGGGUUGUGUUUGUAGAGCCAACAGCAAACGGCAAUGGGAGAAAAGAUGGGGGCCGUUCUGACAGUAAUUAUUGUGAUAAGAUCAAGCAAGAGAAGAAGAGGGAGAAAGAGAGCAAAGCCACAAGACAAGAAAUAAAAAUGAAUGUCAUCUUUAAAUCAGAAGAAGCAAAAAAAUGUUUACCAUGCCAACCAAAGGAUUGCAAACCUUUCCUUCCUGGAAGGACACAGGAACGGUUCAUCACAGGCCUAACAAACAGAAAUCUCCUUCCCUUAGCUGAUUUUCCUGGCGACCUCAUGCUCAUGAACCAGAAUUUCAUAUCUCGGGGAAUCUACCCCAGUGACAUGCUCAGUACCUACCCUGUGCAAGAAGGGAGUGCCUGCAAAUCAUGCAUGGGUAAAGCUGCUCCUUCUAAUUAUUAA
Octodon degus (degu) is the source of this 1053-nucleotide messenger RNA. RefSeq names its product chromosome unknown C10orf120 homolog (gene CUNH10orf120). The transcript is spliced from 3 exons. The record is from RefSeq and is a predicted model, not a curated record. Bases 40 to 1053 code for a protein of 337 amino acids. Lineage: Eukaryota; Metazoa; Chordata; Mammalia; Rodentia; Octodontidae.